AUGCGUCAAUAUGAGUCUUCAACAUCAAUUUUAACAAAUGACAAGAUGAUCUAUUACUUAAUGAAUGAAGAUGAUGCUCUACAAGACAUGGCAAACACAAUUAAAGAGAUAAAGGAAAUUUUAGGUUUAUCAUCAGUAGCAAUAGUACGCUUAUUACUCAAUCAUUUCCAUUGGGAUCAAUAUACUCUGAAUGAUCGUUACUGGGAGGAUCCUGAUAGAUUAUUUCGAAUAUUGCAUCUGACUAAUCCAAAUACAUCAGUAAAAAUUGAUUUUAAUCCUCAGUCACCAUCAUCGAAUGUUGAGCAAGAUCCAUCAUUAAAAUCAAACAAUCGUGAACUUGUUACAUGUAGCACUUGUUGUGUAGAAAAACCUAGAAAUGAAUUCUAUUCAUUAUCUUGUCGUCAUCAACAUUGUUUAGCAUGUUGGCAGUCGUACCUUGAAUCAAAAAUUGUACACAGUCCCGAUGGGAAAGUUAUUUCAUGUCCAUCGAACUGCAAUCAAAUCGUUGAUGACGAACAAAUUUUUCGCUUAUUAUCUAAUAACGACCGGUUAAAAAAACUUUUUCAAAAAUUAUCAGUAAAUACAUACGUCGAAACAAAUCGUUUAACACAUUGGUGUCCUGGAAAUGCAUGUUCAACAAUAGUAAAAUUACAAUCUGCUUUGCUUGAUAGUGCACAAAUGAUAUCCUGUGAUACAUGUAAAACGAGUUUUUGUUUCCAAUGUUUACAUCAAUGGCAUGAUCCAAUUCAAUGUUCACUAUUACAAAAGUGGGAAAAGAAAAAUCGAGAUGAAUCCAUGACUUGUGAAUGGAUUGUAGCAAAUACUAAAGAUUGUCCGAAUUGCCAUGCGAGUAUUGAAAAAAAUGGUGGUUGUAAUCAUAUGACUUGUCGAAAGCCAGGAUGUAAUUUUGAAUUCUGUUGGUUAUGUUUUAAUCCUUGGAAAGAUCAUGCAUCUAGCCAAUGCAACGUUUAUAAGGACGAGGAUAAUGAUAAAAAUAAAUUAUCGGCCCGUGAAAGUCUUGCACGGUAUAUGCAUUAUUUUACACGUUAUCAAACACAUAAUCAAUCGCUUGAAUUAGAAGGUAAGCUUUCAGAACAAGCUGAAAAACGAAUCUAUGAAAUGCAAACGGAAGCACAAUCAUACACUGCACAGCAAGCGAUUUAUAAAGCAUUUAAUGUUUUAAAAGAAUGUCGAUGUACAUUGAAAUACACGUACGCAUUCGCUUAUUAUUUACAUCGAAAUAAUCAAGCUGAAGUAUUUGAACAAAAUCAAGCAGAUUUAGAACGAGCAACAGAAGCUUUAUCCGGUUAUUUAGAACAAGAAAUUGAUUCGGAUCCGAAUCUAUCAAUAAAAUUAAUGGAUAAAACACGGUAUUGUGAUCAACGACGACAAAUUUUACUUAAACAUUGUAAAGAAGGCUAUGCUGAACACUAUUGGGCUGGAUUAAAUCCAUAUUGA
Messenger RNA from Rotaria socialis, 1458 nucleotides. Lineage: Eukaryota; Metazoa; Rotifera; Eurotatoria; Philodinida; Philodinidae. The record is from the annotation of a GenBank genome assembly.